AAUUUUUAUGCGUCACAACAACCCGAGCAGACGCAGUAUCCUGCGUUCCCGCCAAUUAACCAAACCGGCCACGCCCACCUCGCCCCGCAAUUUGCUCACGACCGAACGAUGUCAACUGACAGCGGAGCGGUUCCAGACUCCAACAUGGAUGUCGACUACACCUCUUCGUUAGGAUUCGAUCCAGUUGCUAUAGCGGACAUUAAUCCGCAUGAAUUCGACAAGUACCUUCAACUAUCCUCACAUCGAGGCUCGGCAACUGUCGGUAGAUAUCAAUGA
Molecule: messenger RNA, 276 nt
Organism: Ostertagia ostertagi
Lineage: Eukaryota; Metazoa; Nematoda; Chromadorea; Rhabditida; Trichostrongylidae
Source: the annotation of a GenBank genome assembly